Cornus florida is the source of this 1047-nucleotide messenger RNA. RefSeq lists its product as uncharacterized. The coding region runs from base 1 to 1047 and encodes 348 amino acids. The record is from RefSeq and is a predicted model, not a curated record. NCBI's taxonomy places the organism in Eukaryota, Viridiplantae, Streptophyta, Magnoliopsida, Cornales, Cornaceae. The transcript is spliced from 2 exons.
AUGGGUAUUUUUACGCCUGAGAAUCUAAAAGCAUUAUUUAAACCAAAGAAAAGACGAUAUAUUAAACGUGAUCGGGAGGAUGCAGCACAACAACUCUGGAAAGAUUACUUCGCCGAAAAUCCUGUGUUUCCACCUGAAUACUUUCGUAGACGGUUUAGAAUGCGACGACAGUUGUUUCUUCGUAUUUUGAAUGAUAUUACAACUCAUGACAACUUCUUCAAACAGAAGCCCGAUGCUACUGGUCGUAUGGGGGUGCACCCCUAUAUAGAAGAUGACAAGCAGUACCUAUGCUCGUCAAACGAAAGCGACAUUGCACAUUUACUUCAAGAAGGGGAAGAAAGAGGAUUCCCAAGUAUGCUUGGCUGUAUAGAUUGUAUGCAUUGGGAAUGGAAGAAUUGCCCUAAAAGGUGGCAUGGCACACACAAGGGGAGAGGUCGUAAGCCUACCCUCAUAUUGGAGGCGAUUGCAUCAAAAAAUCUAUGGAUUUGGCAUGCUUUCUUUGGUAUGGCUGGUUUACACAUUGACGUGAAUGUCUUAGAUCAUUCCCCAGUAUUCAAUCGUAUCAUUAAUGGUAUAAUACCUCCAGUUAAUUACGAGAUGAAUGGACAUCACCGUACGUUGGGGUAUUACCUAUCUGAUGGUAUAUACCCUAAGUGGGCAGCUUUGAUUCAAACCAUCCCGCACCCAACUACUGAAAAAGAUAAAUUGUUUGCUCAAAGACAAGAAGCCGUUAGGAAGGAUGUUGAACGGGCAUUUGGUGUGUUGCAGAUAAGGUGGGUUAUAACGCAUGGACCAAUAUAUUAUUGGAAGAAAGAAGACCUGAGCAAGAUAAUGAGAACGUGCAUCAUAUUGCACAACAUGAUCAUAGAAAACGAGGGCGACACUAACAUUUUGGAAUGGACACCUCCAACAGAUGAGUCGGUCUACCUUCCACAGUACAAUCGAGACCGAUCAUUUUUGGCAGCACACAUCUCCACUCGCCUCAGCAGGAUUCGCAAUGUAGAAAACAAUGGAGAUCUCAGGAGAGAUCUUAUGGAGCAUUUGUGA